This is a messenger RNA of Caenorhabditis elegans, 478 nucleotides long. It is a transcript of the gene R07E5.19, whose product is annotated as Vacuolar ATPase assembly integral membrane protein VMA21 homolog. The record is from RefSeq and is marked reviewed. Gene Ontology annotation, cellular component: endoplasmic reticulum-Golgi intermediate compartment membrane; ER to Golgi transport vesicle membrane; endoplasmic reticulum membrane. Bases 5 to 313 code for a protein of 102 amino acids. The transcript has 2 exons. NCBI's taxonomy places the organism in Eukaryota, Metazoa, Nematoda, Chromadorea, Rhabditida, Rhabditidae. Gene Ontology annotation, biological process: vacuolar proton-transporting V-type ATPase complex assembly.
CGAAAUGACCACUUCCUCUUCAUCCGAACCAUCAACAAUGGCAACUCUGUUCCCGAACUUUCGUGAUCAGGAAGUCCAAUCCGCUGUCAAGAACCUUCUCACGUAUAGUCUUGUGAUUCUCAUCGUUCCUCUUGCUUCUAUGUUCCUCUUGAAACAAUUCUUUUUCGAAGGGCUCCUGGGUGUCAGUGCAAACGACGCUUUGACCUAUUCUGCGAUCAUUGCUGUCGUCCUCGUCCACGUGGUUUUGGGUAUCUGGCUCUUCGCUGCUACCAAACAAGAAGAUCGCAAGAAGCGUGAAAACAAGCAAGACUAGAAGACACAAUGCAAACCGACAUUCAUGGUUCUCGGCAAUUUUUUCUGUUUCACUUUCCCCAAUCAAUAAUGCCUUAUUUCUUGUAUAUUGAUCAAUCGAAAUAUUUAAAUUUAAAUUCUUUGACAAAUUUCUUCAAGUCGGACUUAACCAAUAAAUUUAAGAAAA